GUGAACAACAAACCGUUGCUAUGGUAAUCUCGCCGCCAUCGAAAACGAAAACAAACUGUCAAAACAUUCUCUAGCCUCUAGUUCGGCAAAACACGGUGCCAGCUGAAAGAGUUAUAAAAAUCAGUAACAUUAUAUUGCAACAAAGCAAAACAAAACCCAGAUAUGUGAAUAAUAAGAUAACCGUGCUUAAACCCAGUGCCACGCAAUUAUUGUGCAUUUCUUCGACCGAAAACUUCAUCCACACUAUAAUUAUGAGCAGCACGUUGUAGUGUAGGGAAGAAGCAAAAAAAAACAAGGCAGUUAGAGCGACACACGAAGACGGAACGGGAACGUCGGGAAGCAAACGAUAAUCGUUCUACAAAUUUGCACGAACAUUCCAUCCCCUCAGCAGCCGCUAUAACCCGGGCGACCAAAGGAGGGAUUUUAUUUCUACAAAGUAUACCAAUUUUAUAUCCAAUCCCCGCGAUAUCCUUUAUCUACCUAGCAAUUGAUGCAAUCAAAACCCGGCCCAAAUAGACGGUCAUCAUCUCUCGUGAGUGUGCGGCCGGGGCUGGUGUGGAUCGGACAGGAUCGCAAGGUUUCCGCCCACUGAGAACUGAGAACGAAAAUUAAAAAAUAAGAAGAAACAUCGCAUCACUCCUCGGAAAAAAAAACAGCCAGCCAGCCAGCCAGCCAAAUUUCAUACCGUAACAACAACAAAACCACGCUUCUUGAACGAAACGGAAGCAAAGCAAAGGACAGAGCCUCCAGCAUUGACAGGCACAACCGGUGAACGGGCUGUGUGGAACGAAGAAUAAGGAAUAAAAACCGAAUCACAAAAAAGAGGAACAUUUCGAAGCACAGCCCAAACACACACAUACGAGCAGAAACGCACGAGAGCAAAUUAUAUAAUGGACAAUUUCUUCACUGCCAUAUCAUUAUUCCGUCGACGGAAAUAUGAUGAGUGCAUCGAGGUGUGCAACGGUCUGCUGCAGCAUAAUGCCCUUCAUCAAGGUCCUUGGGAGCUGAAAAUGCGCUCCAUGACCCAGCGUGUGUACAUCGACGAUAUCGAGGCGGACGACGAUGUGGCGGAGGAUAUUUUGGACACGCAGACAAUCGCCACCGCACCCCGUCCCGGUACCUCCAUCCGCACGGCGAUGGCUAAGCCCACCACCUCCGGUACUACCACCGCAGCGAAUCGACCUCGUACCGGAACUGGUCGCCCAAUUACCGGCAUUUCUCGUCCUGGAACACUCUCUCUUCAACGACCCGCAUCCACGCUGGGCAACAAAACAGCCCUCAGGACAGGAUCUCGUACAGCGGCCGGAACUACUGCCGGAGGCUCUGCGCGUAACAUUCGUCUCGGGUCAGCCUCCAUGUUUGCCGUUGGUGAUCCAACGGGUCCUCUGUUUCACAUCUCUCGCUUACAUCCGGACAAGUACGCCGAGCGGGAUUCACUCUCGAAACCACUGUUUCAGUAUCUCUACUACCACGAGGGAGAUAUCCGCAAAGCGAUGGCACUGUGUGACGCUGUCUUGGCACGCCGCCGUACAGCCGAACUGCUGACGGACGCCAGUAGCGGUUGGUGGUGGAAUGCACAGAAAGCACGCUGCCUAAUCGCCAUCGGAAGUCCCCGUGAGGCGGAACCGUACCUUCGGAUUGCGUUGCAAGAUUUACACCAUCCGGAUGUGGUGUUGCUGUUGGCACGGAUCUACGUCAAGAUCGAUCAACCAACGGCAGCGCUGGAAGUGUGCAAACAGGGGCUGGAGAAGCAACCGAACGAGAUUAGUCUGCUCACGCAACAGGCACGCAUACUGGAGCUGGUGGGUAAUCUGACAACCUCUGUGAGGAGAUACAGACAAAUCUCGGCUCUGGACCCCAUGAACACGGAAGCGUUGGCAUGCAUUGCUGUAAGCUACUUCUACGCGAAUCAACCGGAAACGGCACUGUUGUACUACCGGCGCAUCCUUUCGAUGGGUGCGCACAGUGCAGAGUUGUACUGUAACAUUGGUCUUUGCUGUCUGUAUGGUGGACAGUUGGAUCUGGUGUUUCCGUGCUUUCAGAGAGCGUUAAGGAUGGCAACGACGACCGAACUACGGGCGGACGUGUAUUACAACUUGAGCUUUGUCGCGCUGACAACCGGUGACAUUCACCUAGCGCGGCGCUGCCUGCGUCUCUGCAUCGCUGCGAAUGGAUCCCACGCAUCGGCACUGAACAACAUGGCCGUUCUCGUUGCCCGCCAGAAGCAGUAUCAAAAGGCUAAAUCCUACCUGCAAGCUGCCCGCACCGCCCAUCCCGCCAGUGACGAGAUUGGACACAAUUUGAAAUUUAUCGAAAAUUUCCAAUAAACUGGUAUCGAGUUCAGCACCAAACCAAAAGCAAAAACUAGAACAAGAGAAAUCACCCCAACCGAAACGGUUGGGCCAUUCGGUACCGGGGGGGGAUAGAUAAAUAUCGCCUCUCAACACCGUAGCAGCAAAAACCAAAAAAUCAACCCCCCCGUCACCGGUAUGGCACGAUUCGGCCAAAUUUAUGCGCCAAAUUUCAUCACCUAUGUUACGGGCGCGUGCGCUCAGCAAAGCCUACUUUGUGCCGUUUCCAAAAGCACCAACCGUCCCGUGUCCAAAUUCCCGGAUCGGUACCGGGCCGGGAACAGAUGCAUAAAUUCGGGGCCUUUUUUUAGACAUUCUUUACCCGUAGCCGGUUUUAUCUCGCGAUCAUUAGUUUGCCUUUUUUUUGUCUUCUGCAAAAUGUUAAUCUUGCCUGCCAAACGGUUGGGAAGAUUCGAGCGCGCGAAUAUCCUGGUGCGGUUGGGAAGAGAACGUCGCGAGCACAUCGCCAUCUAAGCACAGCAGGAAGGAUUUAAAUUUGUUCUUGCUUUGUUUGUUUGCUGAUAUCUUUAAUCAACGCAAUGGGGCGUGCAGAACGCGCGUUGGUGUGCGGGGUGUUUGCUAAUGUUGUCUCGGGCGAUUUGCCAACUCAUUAGUCGCGCACAAAACGGGAUCGAGCAGCGAACCAAUCGACUGUCUAACUGGAUGUCCAGAAAAUUAUGUGAUCGGUCUUAAAAUGAAUUGACACAGUGUGACACUAGCGGAGAAUAAAGAAGCGAACACGUUCG
Molecule: messenger RNA, 3097 nt
Organism: Anopheles stephensi (Asian malaria mosquito)
Lineage: Eukaryota; Metazoa; Arthropoda; Insecta; Diptera; Culicidae
Gene: BBS8
Product: tetratricopeptide repeat protein 8
Exons: 4
Coding region: 891-2327 (478 amino acids)
Biological process (GO): non-motile cilium assembly
Cellular component (GO): non-motile cilium; ciliary basal body; BBSome
Molecular function (GO): protein binding
Source: RefSeq, a predicted model, not a curated record